This is a messenger RNA of Emiliania huxleyi CCMP1516, 882 nucleotides long. RefSeq lists its product as hypothetical. The coding region runs from base 1 to 882 and encodes 293 amino acids. The record is from RefSeq and is a predicted model, not a curated record. NCBI's taxonomy places the organism in Eukaryota, Haptophyta, Isochrysidales, Noelaerhabdaceae. The transcript has 5 exons.
AUGAUUGCACGGACGGUGUUCAAGCCGAGCGACGGCGGCUACGUGGCGUACAAGAAGGCGAACCACGCGCACGCGGUCAAGCGGCCUAACUGUAUGUUCGAGUGGUGGCGCGAGUAUAAUCCAUCGCCGGGCAUGCCUGCGCCGCCUCACCUCCACGCCGGUGGGGUCAUCCUCGACGAUGACGCUGGCGCCCUCGUGUGGGCGCGCUUGCGUGCGAGUCCGGCGACCGCACAGCGCGCGUCAGGCGUGUGCAAGGAGUGGCGGCAGUACGCCCUCGCCAAGACAGGCCGCCUGCGCAGCUUUCGGCAAGACACGACGCGCCGCCACUCGAGUUGCGCGCAGAUGAGGGCGACCGAGGCGACUAUCAAGGCCGUCGCCGAGUCGCCUGUGCACAAGGGGCUCGAGGUGCUGUCGGGCCACCCGUCGCUCCGGUCGCUCACGCUCUUCAUGGAGGGCUUCACGCCGCUCGCACUCCCGGCCAAGCUGCCCGAGCUCGCGGCGCUGCACCUCAAGACUUCAGUCUGGGCGGGCUUCGACUGGCGGGGGCAGCGCUUCACCCACCUCGAGUACCCCAAGCUCGAGGAGAUCAUCAUCGAAGACGGCGCCGGUCCCUUGGGCAACGGCGCCGCAGUCGAGAUGACCAUGGGCUUCCUGCACGUCCUGCGCACCAAGUUCCCGCUGUGCUCGAUCAAGCUCACGAAGACCGGCCUCUUCCGCGGCAUUCGCGGAGCAGCGGCGCAGCAAGCUCUUCAAGAACCCGGGCUGCGCCAAGACGUGACCGAGCAGAAGCCGCUCGUGCUUCCGCAGGGCGACGAUUGGAAUCGUGCUUUCGAUGACUACGAGGUCGGGCCCGACAGUGCCGCCGGAAUCAGCGUCUACUGA